This is a messenger RNA of Lontra canadensis (Northern American river otter), 1935 nucleotides long. RefSeq names its product alkB homolog 1, histone H2A dioxygenase (gene ALKBH1). Gene Ontology annotation, cellular component: nucleus; cytoplasm. Lineage: Eukaryota; Metazoa; Chordata; Mammalia; Carnivora; Mustelidae. Gene Ontology annotation, biological process: oxidative RNA demethylation. Gene Ontology annotation, molecular function: ferrous iron binding; broad specificity oxidative DNA demethylase activity; oxidative RNA demethylase activity. Bases 32 to 1192 code for a protein of 386 amino acids. The record is from RefSeq and is a predicted model, not a curated record. The transcript has 6 exons.
GCUUCCGGGUCAGAAGAGGCCAGCCACCGACAUGGGGAAGAUGGCGGCAGCCGUGGGUUCUGUAGCGACGCUGGCGGCAGAGCCAGGGGAGGACGCCUUUCGGAAGCUUUUCCGCUUCUACCGGCAGAGUCGCCCUGGGACCGCAGACCUGGGAGCGGUCAUUGACUUCUCGGCACCCCGCGGCACGGGGCCUGAUGCCCGCAAGGUGGUUAGAUCUCAGCUGAGUGUGUCUUCUGUCAGUGACCACGAUGCACAUAGAGCAGGACUUCAGCCAGUCAGCAAGUGGCAAGCUUAUGGACUCCAAGGCUAUCCUGGAUUUAUUUUUAUCCCAAACCCCUUCCUCCCAGGUUACCAGUGGCACUGGGUGAAGCAGUGCCUUAAGUUAUAUUCCCAGAAACCAAAUGUGUGUAACCUGGACAAGCACAUGACCCAGGAAGAGACUCAGGACCUGUGGGAACAGAGCAAAGAGUUUCUGAGGAACAAAGAAGUGAAUAAAGGGAGACCCCGAAGCUUACUAGAGAAGUUGCGCUGGGUGACCCUGGGCUACCAUUACAACUGGGACAGUAAGAAAUACUCAGCCGAUCAUUCUACACCUUUCCCUUCUGACCUGGCUUUCCUCUCAGAGCAAGUAGCCGCAGCCUGUGGGUUUCGGGGUUUCCGAGCCGAGGCAGGUAUCCUGAAUUACUACAGAUUGGACUCCACACUGGGAAUCCACGUAGAUAGAUCUGAACUAGAUCACUCCAAACCCCUGCUGUCUUUCAGCUUCGGACAGUCUGCCAUCUUUCUCCUGGGUGGCCUCAAAAGAGAUGAGGCGCCCACAGCCAUGUUCAUGCACAGCGGUGACAUCAUGGUAAUGUCAGGUUCCAGCCGCCUGUUGAACCAUGCGGUCCCAAGGGUCCUUCCAAGUCCUCAGGGGGAGAGCCUGCCGUGCUGCCUAGAGACGCCUCUGCCCACCGUCCUCCCCAGAGACUCUGUGGUGGAGCCCUGCUCCGAGGAGGACUGGCAGGUGUGCACCAGCUACUUGAAGACCGCUCGUGUGAACAUGACUGUCCGACAGGUACUGGCCACAGACCAGGACUUCCCUGUGGAACCCAUGGAGGAGAAGAAGAGAGACAUCACCACAGAAGGUUUCUGCCACCUGGAUGACGAGAAUUGCCAAGUAAAACGAGUGAAAUUAAACCCUAACAGCUGAGACUUGGGGAGCCCAUUCUUUUCGUCAGGCAGGUCUCACAGUAGAUGACCAUGCUUUCUUGUAUUGCCAUAGACUUUAGCAUCAAGACAAGCCAAAAACAGAGACAGGGAAAAACUCAUCAUGGAUCACAGUGUUGCCUUGGAACCCAUCCUGAAGAGUAAAGCAGCUAGCCACUUUGCUCAGAGAUGUGUUGGACAUGGUCCAGUCUGGUUAGAUGUUGGCUCUGUUGUAUGUGAGAAAUCCAAGCAGCAGCCAGAACAGCAUUCCCAGCCUCUGCCGUUACCUCUGAGAGAGGCAGAAGUGAGUUGCCAUGUUACUGGAGCCUUAAAUACCUCAGAUUUUAUUAAUGGGAAACCUGACACCCUUCCUGCUACCCCAUCUAAUGAUUUGUGGUAAAAUCAUGGUCCCAAGAACCAGUCAUUAGUCUCAUCCUCAUUCUUCCAGCCAUCCAGUGAUCUUUUCUUCCGUCUUCUCUGGCCUUCACAGAAAAAUCCUAUACACAUUAAGACAAUGGAACUAGAAACCUCAUCUCCUAGGAAAGAAAUUAAUCACAGCUCUUUCUUACCUAAAAGAUAAAAUAUAUAUAAAGCCGCAGGAAGAGGAGCAGUAGUUUCUCCAGAUUUCCUUUAGGUCUAAACUCUUCGUGUUGGCUUUUUAAUGCAGCUUUAAUUGUUGGACUAAAAAAGCCCCAAGGGUGUUCUGUAACUGUUUUCUCCAUGAAUAAAACUCUCUUUUAAAUUAAA